Molecule: messenger RNA, 531 nt
Organism: Haliaeetus leucocephalus (bald eagle)
Lineage: Eukaryota; Metazoa; Chordata; Aves; Accipitriformes; Accipitridae
Product: inositol 1,4,5-trisphosphate receptor-interacting protein-like 1
Exons: 2
Source: RefSeq, a predicted model, not a curated record
AUGCAGUUCUUCCUCCACCACCACCAAGAUGAGCGGAGGAGAAAUCAGAAGCCCAGCCUCUUACACACCCUUUGCAGUGGCUCCUACCUCAAUGUGGAGGAAACCUCCUGCUGGUUCCAGAUCAAGGUGAAAGCAGCCUGGCAGCACAACAGCUUCCACCUCAAGUAGCUGCAGCUCUGCACCCGUAUACUGGUGGGCACAGACUUUUCCACCCAUGCCUUGAAGACAGCUGUGAUGCAACUCCUGGUUACCAUACCCCUAUCAAGCUGGCACAGGAGGAAUUUCCUGCUGCUGCAGGAUGAUAGCCUGAGGCAGAUGUGCUGCUGCCUGGAGGAGAAACACUUCCACCACCUCCUCUUCAGCAAGAAGAUGGUGCCUGAGGAGAUGGUCUUGUCUCUGGCCUUCUGCAUGGCCAGCCUGCUCAACCUAUCCCAGCGCCUGAUGCAGGAGCCAGCUGCCCAUGCCCAAGCACUACAUGAGUUCAAGGAGUUGCAAGAUUGGCCCACAAGGCUGCUGAUCUCCAGAUAUUGA